Molecule: messenger RNA, 5808 nt
Organism: Cherax quadricarinatus
Lineage: Eukaryota; Metazoa; Arthropoda; Malacostraca; Decapoda; Parastacidae
Source: RefSeq, a predicted model, not a curated record
UAAAGGCAUUACUGCAGCAGCGGCAGUGAGGGAGGUUGUGGUACCUCUCUACCCUGGCGUGUGUCCCUACACCGCCUCCGUCACCACCCACGCCACCGUGAUCACCCGCGCCACCGUGAUCACCCGCGCCGCCGUGAUCACCCGCGCCACUGUGAUAACCUCCCGCAUGUGAUUAUCCCCCUGUGCCUCCUGACGAAGGCGUACCGCACCUGGUGCCUAAAUACCUGCGCCUGAAGUUACCUGGUACCUAAGGAGCACUUUCCGACGAAGGUAAUUGGGAGUGAUCUGUCUUCUGGCAGAAGAGGCAAAUCCACCACACAGGCGCUGAGUCAUGGUAUGCGAGGCGCCCAGGGCCAGGUCACUGCUGGUCAGCAAGAAGGGCAGCUUUCUCGAGGACCCCUUCUUCAGGGAUGCCUGGGGCGACUACAACAAUGCCGUCAGGAGGAUCGUCGAUAGGUUCAACCAUGGGGGAAUGUUCGCACCGCGUGACAGAUUGCGAGAUUCUCACUACCACUCCAUGUACCGCACACUGCGCUCAGCACGCAUCAACUAUGCGGCCCAGGCUGCCAGGUUCAAGGACGAGGGUACUGUUUAUAAGCUUGUGAUGGACGUGCGGGAAUUUGUGGGUGGUGAUGUGACGGUACGUACCGCGGGAGGUACACUGUCAGUGCGUGGGAGGCUGGAGGUGGGUGCUGACAGCGAUAGUACCUCUACCUCGUCCAAGACAUCCUCAGCUCGCACUCUACACCGUCGCUUUAACCUCCCUCCGGACGCUGACGGAGAGAAAGUAGAGUCCAUCCUCUCCCGGGAUGCUGUCCUCACAGUUACUAUUCCUAAAAGAACUGAUGUGCGAGUGAUUCCUGUAACUGUGGAGGGUGAUGCAGCAGCGGGUAAUAGGAGUGCCACUAAGCGGCAUUCUGCCACUCAGCCUGACCCGGGACCAACACCCAGCAAGAGACCACAAGACCACCACACUCACACACACAAAGACCAAUACUCGGCGCCCAGAGACAGAAGUACAAGCAGGGGCAGACAAACCUUUGGAUUGACUUCGAGCAGAGAAAGGGAUCAAAGCCUUGAUAAUGAGAGGAAGAGCAGAAGAGAAAAAGAAGAUGAAUUACUGUGGUCUAAAGACAGAACGAGUAGAAGAGGAAGCGAUACAUUCACAGGUGGAGGCAGCAGAGAUGACAACCUUGAAUACAGAAGGAAAAGUUACCCUGAGGGUGCACUAAGAGCGGCCCACCAUGACAUCGCUGAUAAUGUUAGCGGCAGCAGAAGAAGGAACAGAGACAUAGAAGAAGAGGAGCUAGAAAAUAAAGCCAGUCACAGGAACCGCAGAACUUCCAAAUAUGAAGAAGCAAAGGAAAUCAGCAUCCCAAUCCGUAUUGAGCAUUUAGAUGACACUGAGAAGGUUGGCCAGUAUCCCGUUGCUACCACCGAGGCUGACAAAGGUAUAACAACUGCAUCACAAAGUAUAAACAUGCACGAUAAGAUGCGUUCCCAAGAAAAAGAAAAACAGCGACCAGUGGUGCGUGAGGAGGUAAACAAAGAGACGUCAAAACCCUCUGGCAAGAGUAGCUACACUUUCCCCACAGACAAGUCCACUAUUAACAAGGUUUGCGAGAAGGAAAACAUCAAACCGCCUGAAGGUGAUGUCUGCUGGACAUAUUCUAAUGCAUACAUAAGCAAUUCUCGAGCUGAUGACAAUAGCCGCGAAAAGCAGCUAAAUGGAACCAGAAUACCUGGAUGUAAAGAGAAGUCUAACUAUAAGACAUAUAAGAGCCAGGAGGAGCCGGAGGUGCAGGUGCUGACCCCGGACACCACAGUGUCAUCUGAUGCUGAGAAUAACACUCAAGACAAGAAGCAGAAACAUAAAGACAGUAUUGAGGACCAAGAUGUUGCACAAGCAAAGCAGAUGGAUGAAAGGCAGAAAGAAAGAGCAGUUAAGAGUAACUAUUUGGGAAAUACUUCCAGAGACUCAGAAUCUUGUGAGGGUCGAAGCAAGUCUCCUUUUGGAGGUCGUGAAGUGAAAGUUGAGAAGAAACAAUCGGACAUGGAGGGUGACAUGUUCAAGGACUGUUGGCAGAACUUCAGCAGCACAUUACAGGAAGUGCUAGCUCGUUUACAAGAGUUGUCAUCUGAGCUGGGACAGCCUAAAACUCACACGAAGACAUCACCGCCUUCCUCGGCAGAUGUCCUCACUGAAAGGCACAAACAAGCAUCACACAGCACUUCCCAGUUGCCAACCAGUACCCAGGUGUCCAGCAGGAGCACUCCAAGCCAGGAGGAAGACAAAUAUCAGACUUCUGUAGCCACAGAAGGCAGCGACUGGGUGGCAGGGAAAACAGGAACAGCAGUAGGUGUGGGAAGAAGGCCGCCCACGACCCCGCCUCCCGUAUAUGCAGAGGAGAGGUCAGCCACAAGGCCAGGGUCAAAUGCUCAUGGUACAACAUAUACUAGAGAUAUUCUCACACAGCAAGACACACAUGUGCCGAAAACAAACCAAAGUCUCGAGGCGGAUAAGCAAGGAACUCAACAGGUGAGUGGGUCGAGCGUAUCGAAAAACACAGAGAGGGUGCCAUGGCAAGGUAGUGGUGGUGGCGGAGGUAGAGGUGGGGCGCGAGCCAGGGAUAACACCAGGCCGGUCAGUCUUGUCCUGCUUGAUGGUGCACCAGGCGACGCCGUAAGGCACCACACACCCAUGAACCUCAUCCUUGAUCCCUGCAGUUCUGAUGCCUUGUCACAUCAAGUAUCAAAAUUCCAAAGAAAUGGUUCAUCUGGUCCUCGUCCUCGGCCCACUAGCCUCGAUGUGUCUCAGGAGGGAUCUCUCUUGAAGAACCUGAGGAAAAGCAGUCCAGUGGAUGCACUCAAGGACAGAUUUCUAAGUCAUUUGACUCCUACAAGUGAAUCGUCACCUAGUCUUACAGACGUGCACUAUAUUCCUGUAGCAGUAGAGGCCAACAAGACUGUCCGCACGAGUGGUAAUGUUGGCGAGGUCACACAGGCUUCUCGUGCAGCUGCCGAGGUGCCGCUGUCUCAACGUCGUGGUAGAGGCGUGAAUACUCUUGUGAUAGCGGAUGAUGAUCAGAGCAGCACAACAUCUAGUCAGGCGAGUACAGCCACAGAAGAGGACAGCAGUGCUACAGUGUCACGUGCAGGUAGCCAGGGUGGUGUUAACAACGAGGACGAGUGGAGGCUGCCCAGGAAGGCUGCCCACCUGGCAGAUAAGACCAUAACUGGCAACUCCAGUGUUCUGAAUCUUUGUCCUGACCUGCCCAAGUCGCAACACUCUUCCAGCACUAGUAGUAGCAGUGCUGACUCACGCGCUAAGCUUGAUGGUAUCGCCAGUGGUGGUGUGUGUGGUGGGUUUCAGCUAAAGCCCAGCCCACGCUUAUCCUCCCCAUCAGACUCGGAUCCAGACGUCGAUAAGAUCAUCAGUCACGCUGAACGGGUCAUCGAAGAAACGAGGAGAUUAUCGGCUAGCUCCACUAAUGACCUCCCACCUGUGAAUGAUUUAGGCCAAGUUAAACCAAACAGAAUAAAGAGAGAAACCGUGAAGCAUACCUCUAAACUACCAGGAUUUAAUUUAGCUCCAAACAUAGAGACUCGGGCCUCGCCUGAGUCCAACUUUGUCGAGAUACAAGACGAAGACUCUGAGGAAGAGGUUAAAACAAGUGAUAACGAAUCACAGGUGGUGGUAGAGGGCUGCCUUUCUAUACCACUGCCUAGGUCGGUGGGCCGCCCCCGCCCACCUCAACACAAGCCCCCAUCCGAACAGUGGCCUCGCCGCCCACUGCCCACACAUGUUGCUACACCGCCCACUGGUAGCAACUCUCUGAUCAUUGAGGCUGUUGACGAUAAUGAUGACGUCGCCCAGUGUGAGGAAGUUAAGCCCACAAUAGUAACGAGUCCAGAAAUACAGAGUAGUGACGUCAUGGGUUGUGCACGGGAGAGGGGGCGGGGGGGUACCAAGGCCCCCACGCCCCUGCAGGAGCCGCCCCCACCCAGCACCUUCACACAUCAAGACCAGCCCACCACCGCACCUCGCCGCCCCUCCAGCCGCGAGAGGAUGGGCGGCCUAUUCUCACGUGGGCGCUCUGACGACCCCGCCCGUCACACGCCGCCCACCACACCAACUGUCACAACUACCACUAGAAAUAAGGCUCCCUCACCGACGCCUUCCACGCCCACACGCACGCCCAAGCUGCGUGAGCGUUCCUGCACGCCACAGAAGAGCCGCAUGCCACCAUAUGUUAGGCAAAAGUCGGACACUUCAAAAAGACACAGUGGCUUCAGUCACGUACAGUCCGACAAUGUACGUAAGAUGCGUGAAGCUUGGAGCUUCAAGCAGGAGUCCCCAGUGCAGCAGCGGCGGGGCGUAGGCGUGCACCCUAGCCCACCGCCCUCACCAAGGCGCGCCCACGACUCACCGGGGAGGUCCUCCUCCAGAAGCACACCCACGCGAGACACAGCGAUCAGAAGCACGCCACACGAGAUACAGCGGGCAGAAGCACGCCCACGCAAGACACAGCAGGCAGAAGCACGCCCACACGAGAUACAGCGGGCAGGACGCCCACACGUGAUACAGCAGGCAGAAGCGCGCCCACGCGAGAGACAGCGGGCAGAAGCACGCCCACGCGAGAGACAGCGGGCAGAAGCACGCCCACGCGAGAGACAGGGACUAGGUCGCCCACUAGGAGCAACAACUAUCACAACUCCACAUUCAGUAGUAGAAGUAGAAGCAGUUCAUCUCCACGUCGCUCCAGCACAUCAAGCAGUGAUGGUGCUGCUGCUGCGCCUGGAGUCCGCAAUGGUGGCAGCAACACUUAUGCCACAGCUAAGUCAGGGCGGCCACUGGCGGACACUUAUAGCUCAGGUGCGGCGACGGCGGCUGGUAGCAGAGCGUCGGCCCGCCCGAGCCGCCCGGCGCCCGCCACCACCACCGCCGCCCUCAGACACGCCGCCCGCCUCGCCUUUCCACCAAAAAAUAUUCCGGAGACUACGGGACUCGAGUCUUCAACCUGACAGUGAGACCAUCUGCUUCACCGAGGAGGCUGACAGAUACAAGCUGGUGAUGGACGUAGAAGAGUAUGUACCUGGAGAGAUCGAGGUCCUUCAGGAUGACAAGCACCUGACGGUGAAGGGUCGAGUGGAGACCACGCAGGGAGGCAACACCACCACCAGGACCUUCCACAGAAAUUUCCACAUCCCUCACAACACCCGCGAGGAGGACAUUGACUCGGCACUCUCAAGAGAUGGCAUCCUGACCGUCUACGUCCCCAAGAAGAAGGAGCGAGUAAUAAGAAUAGAACUGACGGACUAACUGUAAAGAACAGUGAGUGACGGAGGCUUACACUGCGUAGUGGCUGACGUAGGCCAACACGGCGAUGACAGCAACAUAUCAGUCCUGCCAGUGACACCAUGAUUCUCUCAGUGUAUCAGAUACAACAGGCAGGGGUGUAGCAAGAUCAACUGGUACACACCCAACACUGAGACCACCGCUCCGUCUCACUGAUGGGGGAGAGGACGCUCGCCAUGGUCAUAGUGCCAGAUUCACAAUUUUGUGAGGAGACACCACCGCUAGUAGCAGUACACGCCAGCAGUUGCUUCUUGUCGUACAUUUGCACGAUCAUCGUAUGACACAAACCAUGUCAAGUGGUUUUCUCAGUGGACUUUAGCACCAAGGCUUCAUUCACUACGCCAUUAUGGCUCGCCAUUCACUCUUAAGUCGUUGCAUUUGUAACAUCACGCUAAUUGCGGUUGCAUCCUGCCACAACAUCGUGCAAGCACAAUUAGCGUGAUGUAAUG